Messenger RNA from Candoia aspera, 2113 nucleotides. RefSeq names its product uronyl 2-sulfotransferase (gene UST). The transcript has 8 exons. Bases 381 to 1640 code for a protein of 419 amino acids. Gene Ontology annotation, molecular function: sulfotransferase activity. Gene Ontology annotation, cellular component: membrane. Lineage: Eukaryota; Metazoa; Chordata; Lepidosauria; Squamata; Candoiidae. The record is from RefSeq and is a predicted model, not a curated record.
GGCGAGAGACGCAAACAACUUUUGUGCUUGCAGUGAGUUGCAGGCACCGGCCCGCCGUCCGCCGGACUUGUAACCCGAGCCUGGAGUGCGGCGCCGUAGGGCGAGAGAGCGCUUAAAGCCGCGGCGGCGAAGAAGCUGACUAGCGCGCUAAGGGGGCAACGGCGGCGGGGGGUGGCUGCCUCCUUUCGCCGGUCCUAGGCUCGCCCGGACACGGGGGCAGCCGGCAAUGGGCAGGAGAGAAACCGCGUGAGCCUCCGGCGAACUUUUCCCCUCCUUCGCGCAGGGCAGGCGGAGCGGGGCAGGCGGAUGGAGGAUGCGCUCUGCCCGGCGAGCUGUCUGAGAAGGAGGCGGCGGCGAAGGAAGCGCCGGGGACGACGACGAUGAAGAAGCAGCAGCUGCCGGCCUCGCCGCCGCCGCUCCCGAAGCACUACGGCGCGGGCUGUCCGGAGCCCCGGCCUCAUGUGGCCCCGUCCACCGCCGUGGGUCCCGGGCACGGCAUGGGCUGGAGGAGGAGGAGGCGGCCCCUCUCGCUGCUGCCUUUCCUUUCCCUCCGCGACUACGGCUUCUGCAUGGCCGCCCUGCUGCUCUUCUGCCUAGGCUCCCUCUUCUACCAGCUCAACGGGGGCGCCCCUCACUUUCUGCUGGACCUGAGGCACUAUUUGGGAAAUUCCACUUACUUAGAUGAUCAUGGGCCACCCCCUCGUAAGGUACUUCCAUUCCCUAGCCAGGUGGUAUACAAUAGGGUUGGAAAAUGUGGGAGCCGGACUGUGGUUUUGCUGUUAAGAAUUCUGUCUGAGAGACAUGGGUUCAAUUUAGUUACAUCGGAUAUUCAUAAUAAAACCAGGCUUACCAAGAAUGAACAGAUGGAAUUGAUUAAAAAUAUAAGCACUGCAGAGCAGCCUUAUUUAUUCACUAGACAUGUUCAUUUCCUCAAUUUCUCAAGAUUUGGAGGAGACCAACCAGUAUACAUCAAUAUUAUUAGAGAUCCUAUCAAUCGAUUCUUAUCUAACUAUUUUUUUCGCCGAUUUGGAGACUGGAGAGGGGAGCAGAACCAUAUGAUCCGUACUCCAAAUAUGAGGCAAGAGGAGAGAUAUUUAGAUAUUAAUGUAUGUAUUCUUGAGAACUAUCCUGAAUGUUCCAAUCCCAGGCUAUUUUAUAUUAUUCCAUAUUUCUGUGGACAGCAUCCAAGAUGCAGGGAACCUGGUGAAUGGGCCCUCGAAAGAGCAAAAAUGAAUGUGAAUGAAAAUUUCCUACUUGUGGGCAUUCUGGAAGAAUUAGAGGAUGUGCUGCUUUUACUAGAAAGAUUUUUACCUCAUUAUUUCAAGGAUGUACUCAGCAUCUACAAAAACCCAGAGCAUAGGAAACUUGGCAAUCUAACUGUGACAGUGAAAAAGACCGUCCCUUCAACAGAAUCCAUCCAGAUCCUAUACCAGCGCAUGAGAUAUGAAUAUGAAUUCUACUAUUAUGUCAAAGAACAGUUUCACCUGCUAAAACGCAAGUUUGGAUUAAGAUCUUCAAGUAGUCACUCUUCUCCUAGGCCAGAAUUUGCCAUUCCUUCUCCUCUAGAAACUGAAGAGCCAGUGAUAGAAGAUGAGGAGCAAGAUGAUGAAAGGUGGUUAGAAGAUAUUUAUAAAAGGUGAUGCAAGACUGAUUCCAGAUUGCUUAAAAAAUGUUAAGAAAAACCUGAAGAAAGUGAGUUAAUGCACAGCAGCAUUUAAAAAGACAUUUCCCCUAGGCUGAACUGAAAGCCCCCUUUCUGAGAAGGUGCAUUUGUUGAAAUGUUUUGUUUGUUUGUUUCCUUGGCUCCACAGAAUUAUUAUAGUUAGAACAUACUUUUAAGUAUACCAUCUCUUGUUUCAAUAGAAAUAACAUUGAUGUUGUAAAAUAUGUCUGUAUAUGGUACUUACUUGCAGAAUGAUAUACAUCACCAUGUUGGUCAUUUGUAAUUUUCACAAAACUAGUUUGCCCGAUGUAGCAUUUAAUUUAACCUAUUACAGUUUUAUUUGAGCACAUUGAAAUAAUAGCAUUAUAUAAGAGGUUUGUCAUCGCCUUAAUAAGGAAUGUUGUUCUGAAAUAAGAAAGCUAUCUAUUGCUACUAAUACCAGUUGAGAAG